Chilo suppressalis (striped riceborer) is the source of this 2308-nucleotide messenger RNA. NCBI's taxonomy places the organism in Eukaryota, Metazoa, Arthropoda, Insecta, Lepidoptera, Crambidae. The record is from the annotation of a GenBank genome assembly.
CACCAUUGAUAUCGCGAGAUGAGCGAUCGCUCUUAUCGUUAUCAAUAGAAGUCCUCUUUGGAAGCCGGUAGCACAGCGGCAUUUGCACAUAAGCCUUUGUAGGCAGCACGCGGAAUCCUUGAGGCUCGCACACACGGUGCGCGCGCGCUCCUUCAGUGGACAGGGUAACGAUGAGACGGUAAUAGCUCCGCGAAAUACCUCAUUACCUGGGUGAUCUCAACAGACAUUUUUUGAAUACAGUGAGAGUGUGAAAUAUUUAUUUGCUAACAUGGGUCUAGACUUCUUGGAACAUGGAGCCGAUUUCGAGGCGGCUAUAUCUGCCACUGGCUUCGGUCGGUUUCACUUCUGCCUGUUGGCGGUCACGGGGCUGAUCUAUGCGAAUACUGCCAUCGGCAUCACCAUAGUGUCGUUCGUGCUGCCUGCAGCCACGUGCGACUUUCGAAUGACCUCUGCUGAUAAGGGUUGGCUCACUGCUGCGCCUAUGUUGGGUAUGGUUAUCGGUUCCUACUUCUGGGGUUGCUUAGCUGACACCAAGGGCCGUAAAAUAGUGCUGGUUUCCACACUACUGAUCGAUGGGUUCAUCGGAAUCGUCUCUUCCUUCGUCCAAAUCUUACCAAUCUUCAUGGCUUGCCGAUUCGUCAACGGUUUUUCGGUUGCCGGUGCCAUGGGUAUUUGUUUCCCAUACUUGGGAGAGUUUCAACAAACCAAAUACAGAGAGAAAAUUCUAUGCUGGAUGGAAAUGUUCUGGACUUUAGGCGUCAUUUUACUACCACUGAUAGCUUGGGGCAUCAUUCCCAUUACCGGUAUUCGUAUUGAAAGCGGUCCGUUCUCUUACGACUCCUGGAACUGGUUCGUCGCCGCUUGCGGCGUGCCGUCCCUGCUGCUUGGUUUCUGGCUCCUGACGUUCCCCGAGAGUCCCAAAUUCAUGAUGGAAUGCGGAGACUACGACGACGCCUUGUCGGUCCUAAAAGACAUCUACAGACAGAACACCGGCGACGACCCUGACAACUACCCUAUUAAAAGUCUGAAGGAGAAAGUGCGAACCGUGUCGGUGGCAUCUCAAAACUCACAGAAAUCCGUCCGUACCCUUAGCAUGCGCAAACGCAAAGACCUCAAGAGAUUGUUCAGUGAAAUUUGGGCCCAGACUAAGGCGCUCUGCAAGCCCCCCUACCUCAAAUAUACAAUACUCACAUGUAUCAUCCAGUUCGGACUGACCACCAGUUACUACACUCUCAUGAUCUGGUUCCCUGAAUUGUUCAACCGGUAUGAAGAAUUCGAGCACCGUUUCCCCAACACAUCAGCGUCUGUAUGCGAUGUGUCCGGCAUCGUGGUAGCCGAUGGAGAGAAUAAUGAUCCGUACGAUUGCCUUAAAACCAUCGACCAAAGUGUCUACAUGCACACCCUGAUCGUCGGUCUUGCCUGCAUCCCUACCUCUCUAUGGCUUCCCCUCUGUGUCCACAAGCUUGGAGCCAAAUUCUUCCUCAUUUUCAGUUUGGGUUUCGCCGGAGUGGUGACAGUCGGCUUGUACUUCGUGCAGAACUCGACACAGAACCUGGUGCUCUCAUGUAUCUUUGAAGCCCUCACCUCGCUGGCCAUCAGUUUAGUCUUCUGCGUGCUUGUUGAUUUGUUCCCCACGAAUCUUAGGGUAAUGGCUGCCGCGCUCUCGCUGACUGCCGGUCGAGGCGGCGGUCUCAUCGGCAACCUGUCCUUCGGCUACCUCAUCGACAUCAACUGUAUCGUGCCAAUCGUCGUCUUCUCGGCAUUCCUAUUCAUUGCUGCUAUACUGUGCUUCUUCUUGCCAAAGACAGGACAAGAAGCCCUAGACUAAACCGGAGCCAAACUCUAGAUAGUGCAAUUAGACUGUACUUAUGCAUUGCGUAGUAAGAAUUUUCGAUGUGGUUGUACAUAUCACUUAUGAUGUAAAUAUUGAGGACUAAGUAUUUAUUGAUGUGAAAGAAUCGGGCCACUGCGGAGGCGCAGACCAAUGAACUAUAAUGUUAGAUUAUAUUUUUCAGUAUCCUGUUGUGCGAAUAUGGUGCUAUUAUCCCUAAUAUGCCCUUCUUAUGCCGGGUAUUGUGAUUCAGUACUACAUACUUAUAUAAUUCUAAGAAAGAUUUAAACAUAGCAGUAUUUUUAGAGUUGACUGUGUAAUUAUUGUGCUAAUGCCUUAAAUUAUUAUUAUAAUUAAUAUUAAAGGUUGACUAUUUGCCUUAUUCAUUGGGUGUUUUAUUUAUUCAUACAUAGAUCAAAUUGUCGAAUAUUUCUGAAUACAAACAAAUACAAACUUUAUCACAAAAUAAAGCAUUUU